UUUCCUUGUAUUUAAGCGAAAUCAUGGUGUAUAAUAGAUGGCAAAACCGGUAAAUUUUAAAAAGGACAUAAAACUAACGAAAUUCGAGAAAUAGCAUCAUUGACCAAAAUCGCAUCAUUACAGUGUAUCUGAAAACGCAGCAUCAACAAAGGGCACUAGUUCUAAAUUAGAAGAAAAUGAAUGGGUUUUGGUUCAAGAUUUAUUAUAUGCUUUAAUGUUACCUAGUGGAAAUGAUGCUUCGGUUGUUUUAGCGGAAAAUUUUGGGUGCUUAAUUUAUUUUGAGAGUAUUGGGUAGAGUAAACUUUUUGAAGAAAUUCAUUCAGUAGAUGUAACAGAGGAUGCUUAUAUAAGUGAUUAUUUGUAACUUUUCCUAUAGUAAAUGAAUAAUUUAUGUAAUGAUUUUGGACUUAAAAAUACGAAAUUCUCCAAUCCUCAUGGUAUGAAUAAUAAAAAUAAUUACUCUACUAGUUUAGAUGUGGCAAAGUUAACUUUUUAAUGUUUAAAAAAUGAAGAGUUUAGAAAAAUUUGCAGCACGAAAAGUUAUUAAGCAACUAUUAAAUUUGUAGAGUUAAAUGAUAAAGUUACAGAAAGAAAUAUUAUUUGGGAAAAUACUAAUAAAUUAUUAGAUAAAGGGUUUAAAGGGGUAAAAACGGGAAUUACUAAUAUUGCAGGGGCUUGUUUAAGUUCAUGGUAUGUUGAUUUUUUGGAUGAGUUUAAUAAAAAUGAGUAGGCUAAUUUAAUUAUUGUUGUUUUAGGAUCCUUAAAUUAAGAUAGUAGGUUUGAAGAUACGGUUAAGUUGGCAGAUUGGUAUACUUUGAAAUUAAAAGAAAAAUACUAUGAAAAUUAUAAUGAUCACUGAAAUUUUUUUUUAAUUAUAUUUUAUUAUUAUUGCAUUUUUUUUUUUUCAAAUAAAAUUUAUUUUUCAUACCAUU
Ichthyophthirius multifiliis is the source of this 932-nucleotide messenger RNA. RefSeq lists its product as hypothetical. Gene Ontology annotation, biological process: proteolysis. Gene Ontology annotation, molecular function: serine-type D-Ala-D-Ala carboxypeptidase activity. NCBI's taxonomy places the organism in Eukaryota, Ciliophora, Oligohymenophorea, Hymenostomatida. The record is from RefSeq and is a predicted model, not a curated record. The transcript is spliced from 2 exons.